CUUAGAUGCUGUUUUCUGGCAAAUUGUCAUAUCAAAUUGAGGACCUCGAAUGAAAAUCUGACAACUCAUAAUUGUAUGUUCACUAAGCAUAAGAAAUACCUGUGGUAAAACUCAGUCAUUGAAUAAAUUGCAAAAUUUUAAAAGGAGGUGGCAAAAUUUAGAUUGACAAAUGAAUGAUUGGCGACCAUUUGUCUAUGGUGGCCUGUCAUCUGUAAUAGCAGAAUGUGGGACUUUCCCGAUUGACACAAGCAAGACACGGCUUCAGAUUCAAGGCCAGAAACUUAAUGUGAAGCACACAGAGUUGAAAUACCGGGGCAUGUUCCAUGCUAUUUAUAGAAUUGGGAGUGAAGAAGGAGUUAAAGCUUUAUAUUCUGGGUUAAAACCCGCAGUGUUACGUCAAGCAACAUAUGGCACUAUAAAGAUAGGAAUAUAUCAUACUCUCAAGAGGGCAAUAUGCAAAGAUCCAAAAGAUGAAAAGUUAUUACCAAAUAUGGUGUGUGGCGUAAUAGCCGGUAUAGUAUCAAGCUGUAUAGCUAAUCCUACAGAUGUCUUGAAGGUACGAUUCCAAGCUCAAAAUGAGAGCUUUAAGAAGAUGGGGCUCAUCCAAGCCUUUGGACAUAUAUAUAGGAAUGAAGGAGUAAGAGGCCUAUGGAGGGGUGUGGGACCCACAGCAAAUAGGGCAGCCAUUGUUGUCGGUGUUGAGUUACCUGCUUAUGAUAUUACGAAAAAACACAUCAUAAACCAUGGCUUACUAGGAGACAAUAUGUACACUCAUUUUAUAUCCAGUUUUAUAGCAGGUCUACUAGGUGCAAUAUGUUCCAAUCCAGUAGACGUCGUCAAAACAAGGCUCAUGAAUCAACAAAACUUGAUGAAGACAACAUCUCAGGGUGCUUCACCAGCAAUAUAUACUAGCUCAUUACAUUGUAUGACACAUACUGUGCGGACAGAAGGUGUUGCAGCGUUAUAUAAAGGUUUUAUACCAAACUGGGUUAGACUAGGACCUUGGAAUAUUAUAUUUUUUAUAACCUAUGAACAAAUGAAAAGGCUGAAUUUGUAGCAGUGGCUUCCCAUAAUGCAUUUCUUCAUAGUCAGAAGUCACAGUCACUAUAGCAACCAGGAGACAUCAUACAGACACACAAAUCUUGAGGAAGCAAGUGAAGUGCAUUUCAACUGAAGUCUCUACGAGUAACAACAUAAAAUUGCUAUGGGAACCAGAUGGUGGAGAGACACACAGACAGACAAAUAACUGCAGUAUGCAAUAAUGAG
This is a messenger RNA of Owenia fusiformis, 1266 nucleotides long. Lineage: Eukaryota; Metazoa; Annelida; Polychaeta; Sabellida; Oweniidae. The record is from the annotation of a GenBank genome assembly.